Molecule: messenger RNA, 1311 nt
Organism: Trichechus manatus latirostris (Florida manatee)
Lineage: Eukaryota; Metazoa; Chordata; Mammalia; Sirenia; Trichechidae
Gene: SYNE4
Product: spectrin repeat containing nuclear envelope family member 4
Exons: 8
Coding region: 1-1218 (405 amino acids)
Biological process (GO): establishment of epithelial cell apical/basal polarity
Cellular component (GO): nuclear outer membrane; meiotic nuclear membrane microtubule tethering complex; nuclear envelope
Source: RefSeq, a predicted model, not a curated record
AUGGCCCUGCCCCUACCUCCAGACCCUAGACCCCCAUCAGAGCCCCUCAGCCACCCCCCUGGAGCCCCUAGGGAACCGGACAUUGCUGAAUGCAUCAUCUGCUCUGCAUCUGAAGAGGAGGCAUUCAGGCCAGAGCAGGCCCAGAAACUGGGGCAGGACUCCUUGGACCCUCUCGACCACUUCCAGGGUGGACUGAGAGGCGCUGAACCUGCCACCAGCCCCCCAAGAUUGCCAACGCCCUCUGCCCAUGAGGACCCAGCCGGGGGCAGACACUGGGAGCACCUCAUCUCUGGCCGUGAGGUAUUCGAGGCUGAGCAGGAAAGCCUGGACCUCUGCUUGUUUGGGCUGGGCCUCCAGCUGCGGGACCUGGAUCGAGGCCUGGGGCCCAUGGCAUCGGCCCAGAGUGGAACGGUCCAGCUGCAGGCCCUGCAGGCAGACCUACGCGGGGCAGCCGAGAGUGUGGAUGCACUGCUGACGUUCAGUGAGGGGCUGGCACAGCGGCGUGAGCUUCUGGCCCAGGCAUCCCGCGAGCAGGUCCUGAGGGUCCUCAGAGCCCAGCGAGACAGCAUCUUCCAGCGGCUGUGGCGGCUGCAGGCCAAGCUGGUCAGCCGCAGCCUGGUGUCUGAGGAGGCUGACUGGCUGGACCAGGACUUGGAGGCUGAAGGAGACUUAGACGGGCCAGGACCUGGUGGAGUUUGGGGGCCCUGGGCACCCGGUGGUGUCCCCAUCCCUGCAGAGCUGGAGUGGGACCCAGCGGGGGACGUGGGGGGCCUUGGGCCCUGGGGCCGAAGGGCAGUCCGGACACCAGGGGCCCCCUGUGAGCUGUGUGGCCACAGGGGCCCCCAGGGAAGGGGACAAGACCCAGAGCUCUCCGGGGAAUCCCAAACCUCCUUCUCCUCACAGGACGUGCUCAGGUUGGGCCUCAGCCCCCGGAAACACUUACCAGGUCACCGAAGACGCUCCCUGAUCCGGAAGCCUCAGGACAAGAAGAGGCAAGCACCCCCCAGUCCCCAGGAUGUGAUGCUGGAGGUGGAUCCUGGAGCUGCUGCUUCUGUGUCCAGGUGGCCUCUGACCUUCCUCCUCAUCCUCCUCUUCUUCCUCCUGGUGGCUGCCACAUUGCUCUUGCCCAUGGCAGGGGGCCUCUGCUGCUCUCACGCCCGACUGGCCAGGACCCCCUACCUGGUGCUCAGCUAUGUCAGUGGUCCCCCCCCAACCUGAGUAGACAGCCCAGACGUGGAGCAGAUGGCGAGAGUCAAAGGAUGUGUGAGGAUAUGGGAUGCUUCCGGAAAAACAAAAACCCAUCGCUGUCAA